Molecule: messenger RNA, 2199 nt
Organism: Diabrotica balteata
Lineage: Eukaryota; Metazoa; Arthropoda; Insecta; Coleoptera; Chrysomelidae
Source: the annotation of a GenBank genome assembly
AUGGGAGCGAGACUAAUGAAAAUAGAAGUCAACGAGGCAGGAGGGCUGAUCAACAACGGAUCUGCAGUCACAUUAUCGGCUACAAUGUCUGACCUGAAUUUGACAGGUCACGAAAACUGGAGAAAACGUGAUGGUGACUCAGUUUCUGGGAGUUCAGGAAAUCAAAAAUGGAGGGAACGUAAUCAUGGUUCUGAUCCUAGACCUGAACGUGGUCGUGGCCGUGGUCGUGGUCCUGGUCAGGGUCGGGGUUAUUAUGGUGUCCCUGGAAAUGACAAUGACGGUGGUAAUGAUGGUGGCUUUAUCCCAGGGAACAAAGAAAAUAAUGAAUCAAACAGAACGCGUAAACCGCGUCAGAUGGGAUUCAAAGCACUGGAAGAAUUAAUUGAUAAAAAUAACAUUGAAGAAAUUAUUUUAGAUCUUAAUGACGGCAAGAAAGGUUUUAAGACAUUACUGGAUAGCCCUUUAUCGACAGAUAUGAUUGUUUUAGUUGUCAAAAUGUUGGCUAAAAUAUGUGAUUCUGAUUUUAAUACUUCGAAGACUUCGCUACUGCAAUUUGCAAUCGGGAGUGACUUUUCCAAACAAGUGAUCUCUUUUGUAAAUGGCUUGGCUGUUCAGAAUUCAACAGAAAAAAGGUUUAAUAAGUACUUUUGGAAGGAUACUGAUGAUUUUUGGAAUAAUAUAAUCAAAAUAUCGGAACAUUAUAAUGAUUUAUUACCUUCCACUUCUUGCGAUUUUACAGUAAAACUUUUAAAAUCUGUUAAAUUUAGUAUCCCAGCUGUACAAGAAAGCCAUAAAAUGCAUAUUUCUGAUGGAAUCAAGAACAAGGUUGAUAGUAUACUUGAAGUGAUUGAAAAAAAGGAGAAAGAAUUAGAAGCAAAGGAAAGGUUAAAAAAAGUCCCGAAUUUCAACUUAACGCUUCAAGAACCACCGGACGACUUUCGAGAAAUAAGUGUUUAUCCAUCGACUGUAGAAAUUACCACAGAAAAAUCUCCAUUUCUAAGACCGAAUAUUGUGAAGGGCCCUUAUCCAGAUAUUAAUACUUACUUAGAUAUACAAUAUCGCUUAUUAAGAGAAGACUUUGUACUGCCUCUAAGAAAAGGAAUAUGUAGGUAUAUCAACAACCCAAAAGAUAAACAGCAAGACAUUAAAGUUUACGAAGGCGUCAAGUUUCUCAAAGCGGAAUCUAUAAACGAUCAAAAUUGCCAGAGAAUUCAAUUCGAUUUCUCUAACAAAAAGACAAAAUUUGAGUACGAGAAUUCCAAAAGAUUUAUGUUUGGUUCUUUGUUGUGUUUCACAGAUAAUAGAUUUACCACACUACUUUUUGGAAAAGUUGUAGAACGAAAGGUAGAAUUGCUAGGGAAUGGUCAGCUCAUCGUUGGAUUUAAUUCAGACAUGAUGUUACCUGCAGAUCUUUAUGACAAAUCUUUUUUGUUGGUAGAGAGUAAAGUGUAUUUUGAACCUUAUUAUCAAGUUCUUACUGUUUUAAAAAAUAUGCCUAUUGAACAUUUUCCGAUGGAAAGAUAUAUCAUACAAGUGCGCACAGACACAAGACCUCCACAGUAUCUCCUGAAAACAGAUCCCGUUUUCUAUACUAUAGAGCGUACCAAAUUUUGGCCUUUGGAUUGGGGCGAUCGACAAUUUUAUGGAUUGAAUGAAGCCCAAAAUAAAGCUUUUCAGUCUGCGUUAACCCGGGAAUUCGCAAUUAUACAAGGGCCUCCAGGAACGGGCAAAACCUUUCUGGGUUUAAAAAUUGCUAGAACAAUGUUACAAAAUCACGAAGCAUGGUAUAAAGACUCUCCCAUGUUAGUAAUUUGUUUUACAAAUCAUGCUUUGGAUCAAUUUUUGGAAGGAUUAUUGCCAACAACACAUGAGAUUAUUCGUGUAGGCGGACAAUCAAAAAAUGAAAAUUUAAAUAAAUACAAUAUUCGGAAUAGAAAAAGAUUAAUGGAUUCUCCAAAUCGAGCUGUCUCUGAAAGACAUUUGGUAGUAAGGAACCUGAGGCGAGAUAUCGAAUCAAUAAAUGAAUGUUUAAAUAUAAUCGCAAAGUAUGACACUGUCAUUGCAUUUGAUGCGUUUUCAGGUGUGGUACCAGAAUAUGCGACAUCUUGGUUUGCAAAUGUCAAAAAUGAUGAUAUUAUUAACUGGUUAUUUGGAGGCCAUAAUAGACAAUUUAGAAGAAGACCUAAUCCCCAAAUCUGA